Symbiodinium natans is the source of this 2130-nucleotide messenger RNA. Lineage: Eukaryota; Dinophyceae; Suessiales; Symbiodiniaceae. The record is from the annotation of a GenBank genome assembly.
AUGUUCGCUCACGCCGGUGAGCGGAUUGGCGACUAUGAGGUCCAGCAACUUCUCGGUCGUGGCAGCUUUGGGGUUGUGCUUCUUGUUCAGACCUCUGGGCUUCAGCAGUUUGCGCUGAAACUGGUUCCAUGCGACCACCUCGACGACGAUGAGGCUGCCAAAGCAGCCGAUACCACGAUGGCCGAGGCUCAACUGAUGCAGCGUCUCCGACACCCUCACAUCGUUACGUGUCACGAUGUGCAGUUCGAUCCGCCUCGGAAGUGCGUGUGGCUCGCCUUGGAGUUCAUGGACGGUGGUGAUCUGGGAAAUCGGAUCAAAGCACGGCGGCAGGCUGGUCAGGCGCCUUUUGAGGGCCCCUUCCUGCAGCAUGUGCUUUCCACAGUCGGCGGCGCCCUUUGCUAUAUACACUCCCAAGGAGUACUCCACCGAGAUGUCAAGCCGCCCAACAUCCUCGUCAGCAGCAGCCUGCACGAAGUGAAGUUGGCAGACUUUGGAAUCUCCAAGAUUCUCGAAGCCUCCGGCCACGCAGGCACUGUGCUGGGAACUCCGGCCUACAUGUCGCCCGAGCUUGUCUCGGGCAGGCCUUAUGGAACUGCUGCUGACGCCUGGGCUUUGGGUGCCUGUCUUUUCGAGCUGGCAUCAUUGAAGCGGCCUUUCGAUGCGUCGAAUCAGCUUGCCUUGGUCUGGCAGAUAGUCGAGCACGACCCGCCGGAGCUUCCACCGGAGACGCCGCCGGACAUGGUGACUGUCAUCCGGGGCCUCCUCAACAAGGACCCGUCACUCCGGCUUCGACUGGAGGAGCUAGUUCCAGAUGAGGCAGACCCGGUGAUGGCAGGUUUGGUCCAGGCCGAAAAGGAGCGGCAGAUGAAGUGCAUCGAGCUCAUCGCCUCGGAGAACUUCACCUCAAGGGCCGUCAUGGAGUGCCUCGGGUCGGCCUUGACCAACAAGUACUCUGAGGGACAGCCAGGGGCCCGGUAUUAUGGUGGCAACGAGGUGAUUGACAAGGUGGAGAACCUGUGCAAGGACCGUGCCCUCAAGGCCUUCGGCCUGGAUGAGAAGGAGUGGGGCGUGAACGUGCAGCCCUACUCUGGAAGCCCUGCCAACUUUGCCGUGUACACGGCUUUGCUCCCCCCGCACGCGCGCGUCAUGGGCCUGGAUCUGCCCAGUGGCGGGCACCUCACACACGGGUACUACACUGCGAAGAAGAAGAUCUCAGCCACGUCCAUCUACUUCGAGUCGCUGCCUUAUCGUGUGCACCCGGAGACGGGCCUCAUCGAUUUUGACGAGCUCCGGAAGACGGCACUCGUCUUCCGGCCGGCGAUGAUCCUGUGCGGCGCCUCGGCCUAUCCCCGUGUUGUGGACUUCGCCAAGUUCAGGGAGAUUGCUGAUGAGGUGGGCGCUUUCCUCAUGGCCGACAUUGCCCACAUCUCGGGGCUCGUGGCGACGGGCGAGCAUCCUUCGCCCUUCCCCUUCUGCGACGUGGUGACCACCACUACGCACAAGUCCCUGCGGGGCCCCCGGGCAGGCAUGAUCUUCUUCAAGUACAGCGAGAAGGUGCCGGAUAUCAAGGAGCGCAUUGACAUGGCAGUGUUCCCGGCAUUGCAGGGUGGACCCCACAACCACCAGAUCGGUGGCCUGGCCGCGCAGUUGCUGGAAGUGUCCACCCCAGACUUCAAGGAGUACUCCAAGCAGGUCAAGGCCAACGCCAGUGCUUUGGCUCAGGCCUUGAUGGCCAAGGGCCACAAGCUCGCGAGUGACGGCACGGACAACCACCUCAUCCUCUGGGACCUGCGCCCCCAUGGCCUGACCGGCGGCAAGGUGGAGAAGGUGUGUGAGCAGUGCUCCAUCACGCUGAACCGCAACGCCGUGCACGGCGACGUCUCCGCCCUCUCCCCUGGCGGCGUCCGCGUGGGUGCACCCGCCAUGACCACCAGGGGAUGCAAGACCCCCGACUUCGAGAAGAUCGCCGACUUCCUGGACAAGUGCUGCAAGAUCGCCCUGAAGGUCCAAGAGGAGAAGGGCAAGAAGCUCAAGGACUUCGAGGCAGCGCUCCCUGGCAACGCCGACAUCCAGGCCCUCAAGAAGGAGGUCGAGGCCUGGGCGUCCACCUUCGGCUACCCCGGGCUUUGA